Vigna angularis (adzuki bean) is the source of this 5341-nucleotide messenger RNA. Its product is annotated as pentatricopeptide repeat-containing protein At2g36730. Gene Ontology annotation, molecular function: RNA binding; protein binding. The record is from RefSeq and is a predicted model, not a curated record. Bases 367 to 1875 code for a protein of 502 amino acids. Gene Ontology annotation, biological process: RNA modification. The transcript has 5 exons. NCBI's taxonomy places the organism in Eukaryota, Viridiplantae, Streptophyta, Magnoliopsida, Fabales, Fabaceae.
ACGUGAUUAUGUUAAGUAACUAACCCAGAACUCAAAAGAUCAAAUAUACAUAAAUAACAAAAACUUAAUAUAAAUAUGUAUCAAAUAUUACAUUUAGCCUUUCCUAUGCAAUGAUGUCAAGGUUUGUUUUCAUGUUUACUCUUCUAAUUUCUAUUUGUCUUUGUUUAGAAAAAAGGUUAGUGUUUUUCAUCUAACCUUUUCUUCUGUGUUCCUUUUUUGAUUUUUCAGAAUCCAUAACAAUCUAUCCCGUUUCAAGGAUUGAAGUUUAGUGAUCGCUCUCUCUUGUUCCCAACUUACCUCAAUUAACAGAAUGCCUUGUCUAAAACUAUGACAAUGGAGAAGGCAGAUUGAAAGCCGAAUGCAUACAUGGUUUGUCUUCCGACAUUGAAGACACAGUUUCUCUCGAAGAAGCACCAAUGCCUCUUUCUCCUAAACUUGUGUGGUUCCAUGGAACAACUCCAUCAAAUACAGGCACAAAUCCACCUCUCUGGUCUCUACCAAGACACACACACUCUCUCAGAACUCGUCUACUUUUGCUCCCUCUCUCCCUCCAAGAACCUCCGCCACGCUCGGGCACUUGUGCACCAUGCUGCCACCCCAUCACCCAUUUCGUGGAACAUUCUCAUCCGAGGCUACGCCGCGAGCGAUUCCCCCCUUGAAGCUUUUUGGGUAUUUCAGAAAAUGCGAGAACGUGGUGCCAUGCCUAACAAACUCACCUUCCCUUUCCUCAUUAAGUCUUGUGCUGCAGCUACUGCACUUGGUGAAGGGAAGCAGGUUCAUGCGGACGCUUUUAAGUGUGGUUUGGACUCUGACGUGUACGUUGGUAACAAUUUGAUUAACUUCUAUGGGUGUUGUAAGAGGAUUGUGGAUGCAAGAAAGGUGUUUGAUGAAAUGCCGGAGAGAACAGUUGUUUCUUGGAACUCGGUCAUCACUGCGUGUGUUGAGAGUCUUUGGUUGGAUGAGGGGAUUGAGUAUUUUUUCAGGAUGUGGGGUUGUGGGUUUGAGCCUGAUGAGACUUCCAUGGUGUUGUUAUUAUCUGCUUGUGCUGAGUUGGGGUACUUGAGUUUGGGAAGAUGGGCUCAUUCUCAGUUGGUUUUGAGAGGGAUGGUUCUGAGUGUUCAGUUGGGUACUGCUCUUGUUGACAUGUAUGGGAAGUCUGGGGCUUUGGGCUAUGCAAGGUUUGUUUUUGAGAGAAUGGAAAAGAGGAAUGUGUGGACAUGGAGUGCAAUGAUAUUGGGGUUGGCUCAACACGGGUUUGCUGAGGAAGCCCUUGCGCUGUUUGCAAUGAUGAGUAUCAAUAACAAUCAUGAUAUAUGCCCAAAUUAUGUGACCUAUCUCGGGGUUCUUUGUGCUUGUAGCCAUGCUGGGAUGGUAGAUGAGGGUUGCCAGUAUUUUCAUGACAUGGAAUGUGUGCAUGGGAUCAAGCCCCUGAUGAUGCAUUAUGGAGUCAUGGUUGAUGUAUUGGGUCGUGCUGGUCGUCUUGAAGAAGCUUAUUGGUUUAUACAGAUGAUGCCUAUUGAGCCUGAUCCGGUUGUGUGGAGGACAUUGCUAAGUGCAUGCGCUAUACAUGAUGUGCAUGACCAUGCUGGGAUUGGAGAAAGAGUGAGAAAGAGGUUACUUAGGAUGGAGCCAAGGAGGGGAGGGAAUUUGGUUAUUGUUGCUAACAUGUACGCUGAAGUGGGUAUGUGGGAGAAAGCAACAAAUGUGAGGAGGGUGAUGAGAAAUGGAGGAAUGAAGAAAUUGGCUGGGGAGAGUUGUGUGGACUUAGGUGGCUCCAUGCAUAGGUUCUUCGCGGGCUAUGAUCCUUGCCCAGAUUUGAUGUCCGUUUAUCAUCUACUCGAUGGAUUGAACUUGCACUUGAAAAUGGUUAACUGAUACUUGCUAUAGUAGUUGCUUUCAAUGAAUUCUGCUUGGUGGAUAUUGAAAUUAGAAAAACACCCAUAGCAAACCCGUGAAGCAUUCAUUAUCACCAAAGUUUUCCUUCAUUUCUUGGUUCCAGUCCCCAGCAGCUCCAGUGGUUAUCUCAGUUUCACCAAAUAUGACUUCCUCUGCUGCUCUGCCUCCUAAGCCUCCAACUAUUCUAGCAAAAAGUUUGUUCUUAGAGACUAGAGAAGAAUCUUCAUCAGGUAUGAACCAUGUUAAACCCCGGGCUUGACCUCUGGGAACUAGUGUGACUUUUUGUACUGGAUCAUGUCCUGGUGUCAGUGUCCUACAUAGAGUAAACAUUGUUAAGUUACAUCCCAAAUGCAAGAGGGUCGAUCAAUAUGAAGUACUUCAAAUAUCACUCUCAAAAGGUAUGUUCUGUGGACCUUCUGUUUUUAUUUUCAUUCCUUUAUUUUAUAAUGAAAAACUUGGAAAUACAAUGAAAAAACAAAGGUCAAUUCCUCAAAAACGUAUUGACCUUCAAUUUUUCUAGCAACUACGGACAAACAUCAUGUUUUGUUCUAAAUUUUUCUAUUACCGUAUGUAUUUGAUGUACUUACGCGCAAACAGCAUGUCCAAUUUCAUGGUAAGCCACCAGAAUUUUGCUCCUGCCAUCAGUCAUCUUGGUUCCUUCCAUGCCUGCCACAAUGCGAUCUAUGGAGUGAUCAAUUUCUUUGAGUGUGAUCUUAUCUUUGCCUCUUCGACCAGCAAGAAUGGCGGCUUCAUUCAUGAGGUUUGCCAGGUCUGCACCACUGAAUCCUGGAGUUCUCAUGGCAAUGACACUAAGAGAAACAUCCUUGUCAAGCUUCUUGUUUUUACUAUGAACUUUCAAUAUGUCUUCCCUCCCUUUUAUAUCUGGUAAUUCAACAGUGACCUAUUGGAACAAUUAUAAAACAAAUAAUGUAUUUCUUGUCUCCUCCUUAACUUCAAUUAGUGAUAGAAGAAAUCAUUUAUCUGCUGAUAUAUAAUAUUUUAUAUUCUCAUCCUAUCACAUUUUUUUUUUCAGCAACCAACCACAAAUCAUUAAGUAUAGUUAUUAGAAAAGGCACGUUAUGAUUUCUGAUUAGAUGAAUACACAGAAAGUAAACUCAUUGUCAUGAGAUUCCAUAAUUAUACCUGCCUAUCGAACCUGCCAGGUCUAAGCAAUGCUGAAUCAAGAAUUUCAGGUCUGUUAGUGGCAGCAAUUACUAUAACGCCAGUGUUUCCAGUAAAACCAUCCAUUUCAGUGAGCAACUGAUUCAGUGUUUGUUCUCUUUCAUCGUUUCCUCCACCUAUACCGGUUCCUCUCUUCCUUCCUACAGCAUCUAUCUCAUCAAUGAACACCAAACAUGGUGAAUUUUGCUUGGCCUUAUUGAACAAAUCCCUCACCCUUGAGGCCCCUACACCCACAAACAUCUCAACGAACUCCGAUCCAGAUAGGGAGAAGAAAGGAACCCCAGCCUCUCCUGCAAUUGCCUUGGCCAGCAAUGUCUUUCCAGUCCCCGGAGGCCCUACCAAAAGAACCCCUUUCGGAAUUUUGGCUCCAACGGCUGAAAACUUCUCUGGGGUCUUCAAGAACUCAACAAUCUCUUGGAAAUCUUGCUUGGCUUCAUCAACUCCUGCUACAUCCUCAAAUGUCACUCCCGUAUUUGGUUCCAUCUCAAACUUUGCCUUGCUCCUGAAGUUAAUAUCAUCAGAGGAAAUAAUGUUAGGUUGCUCAAUAUAGUAGUUUAUACCUAUGUGGAAGUGACAUACUAAAAACAAACAGUUAUACAAGAACAUAUACUCCUUUUAAAGUCAUCUUACUUGCCAUGAAAUAUCAACAUUCUCAUUGCUUACUUUGAUUGCGAGUAUUAUUGAGAGAAAAAAUAAAUUAGUCUUGAACUGAUUGGUGAGCACUAAUUUGUCUCUCAGUUCACCUGCUUGAGAAUUAUGAAACCAUUUUUAUGUUAUGUUUUCGAAUUACGAAACCAUUUUCUCAAAAACUCUUCUUGAACUAUUUAUAAAUAUAACAUUUUCUUGAGCUUAUUAGUGAAUUACUUCAAAACCAGCUGACUGAAAAACUAGUUCAGGAACUGAUUCACCCAAUCCCAAGAACCGGUUGAGUUGAGUUCUUGAAUUAUAACAAGUUUGAUUCAGUUCUUUGCGAUAAAGUGAACCAUCAACAGCCUUACUUAGCAUAUGCUAGUUUUUCCUAUUUUAAUUCCUUAGUGAAAAAAUAAGAAGGAAAAUUACAAUUAAAAAUACUGAAUGACUCUGCAUGCAUACCCAAUAUUUGCUAGUUGCUACUUAUACUUAUUGCUAUAGCCAUACCUUCCUAGUCCAAAGGGCAAGUUGGGGCCACCAGCAGGAUUAUUAAUUGAUGUCCUCAAGAGUAGAGAACCAAGCAGAAUCAAAGGAAAGGCCAAAUUUCCCAACAAGUCAAGUAGUGCAGGCCACCAACUAACUUCCAAGGGAUAAGCAGCAAAAUCAACAUUUUUAUCUUUCAUUUUCCUGAUCAAGUCCUGAGGCAAACCAGGAACCUUGAGUAAGAGAUUCUGUUUGAUGUGGAAGCAGCUGGGCUCUCAGGCUCAGCUCUUGUGGAUUGAGCAACAGAAAGCCCAGCCAAUGCUGGGCCCAACCCAAUAACAGCUGAGGAUAAAAGCUUCCUCUUGCUGAUGACUUUGUUAUCUAACAAAGAUUGUUUGCAUGAUUUCUGGCUGUGGCUGGCUUUUGUGAGGUGAGGAUCCUUGGAAGGGUCUUGAGGCUUGUGGAACAAAGUGGGGGCGACUGACAAACAUAGUGCCGGAGACAUUUUUUUAACUCUAAAUGCUCGCCAAUCUGUUGAUUGGGUAUUUACUAUUUAGUGAUGAAGUGUUACUGCAAGUGUGUGAUGGUAAUGCACCUUUCUUCAGUGGCUUGAUUAGUAUGCAAAAAUUGAUUCGGAGGGAAGAAGUAGAGUUUGCUUAAAAAGGAGAGGGAAAUGGAACCUUCGGGUACCUUAAUUUGAACUUAGUUUGAUUAAGUUUUUUUUUUCACUUGUCCAGUUUUUUUGUUCAUGAAGGAUCUACUAUGUUCAUGUAUCUUUGGCUACUUCUUUUGUCCUUUCUUUGCCUGUUUAGAAGUGGUAAGAUUGAUGGAUAGGAUUGUCCAUGGAAAAAAGCGAAGGGAGAAGAUGGUUGUAGAAGAUAUCAACAAAAUUUCCUGCGUAAGUCACAACACAACCACACACUUGGAAGAACCGGUAUUGGUAGCGUUGAUUGAUUGGACUUCUUAUACACCAAAAUCAUCUCAUGUGAAUCGCAGGUUCAAAUGUUGCCACCUAAUAAAUUCAUAUACUUUUGUUGAAAUCAUUGGUAUAGGAUAUGAGAAUUUAUUGAUAUAGGAUAUGUACUUCUGUUUCCGGGUUAUAAUUAUGGACGUUUAUAAACUAAAAUAUAUUCGUUCUAAUUUUUAAAUA